This is a messenger RNA of Phalaenopsis equestris, 894 nucleotides long. RefSeq names its product putative ataxin-3 homolog. The record is from RefSeq and is a predicted model, not a curated record. Gene Ontology annotation, biological process: protein deubiquitination. Gene Ontology annotation, molecular function: cysteine-type deubiquitinase activity. Lineage: Eukaryota; Viridiplantae; Streptophyta; Magnoliopsida; Asparagales; Orchidaceae. Gene Ontology annotation, cellular component: nucleus.
CAGGUUUUGCAGAAGGCUCUUGAAGUAUGGGACCUUCAAGCUAUCCCCUUCGACUCUCCUGUCGCCGAAGUAUCGAAGUACGAACCCGAGCUCGAAAACGCCUUCAUCUGCCAUCUCCAGAACCACUGGUUCUGCAUCCGAAAAGUAAAUGGAGAGUGGUAUAAUUUUAACAGUCUCUAUCCCGCCCCCGAACAUCUCUCCAAGUUCUAUCUAUCCGCUUACUUAGAUUCCCUCAUGGGAUCUGGCUGGAGCAUUUUCUUAGUUAGGGGAAUGUUUCCCAAGGAAUGCCCAAUUCCAGUUUCUGAUUCUACUAAUGGUUUUGGACAAUGGCUGACUCCAGAUGAUGCGAAGAGGAUAACAAUGUCUUGCAACCAGCUCCAAGUUCCUGCAUCAGGAGUUGCUUCUACUCCUACUAAUCAAUCAGAUGCUGCAGCUGAUUCGAUUGAGCAGCAGGAAGAGCAGGAUCUAAGAGCUGCAAUUGCAGCCAGUCUUAUGGAUGUUGGUGUUGGAAAUAGUGGAGGAGAUGAUGAUAUGAGGAGCCCUGUGGCUUUGAAGAUCGGUAUGGCGAGCUCGGCUUCUGGUUUGGAUGAGGAGGGUGGCGAAGUUUGUAUUGAUGGGGGUGUUGAUGAGACCGAGGAGUUGGAAAACAGGAACUUGUUGAGUUCUACUUUACAGGGCAAAGAAAAUGUUAAUUAAGGAUUUUAGAGUUUUAUUUUGAGGAUUGUUGCUGAUGAAGUCUGGAAUGGACUAUUGUUUCUGUAGUUGAAAAGAAGGCUUUGUCACAGCAAAUUUUCUCUGAAAGUUUAUUGCUUUUCGGAUUCUCUUUAUUUGUUGAAAUAUGCUGUUAAGGUUCCAUGGUGGUAACUUCAACUUUUGUGUGGGUAAUUGGAUGUU